Molecule: messenger RNA, 609 nt
Organism: Didymosphaeria variabile
Lineage: Eukaryota; Fungi; Ascomycota; Dothideomycetes; Pleosporales; Didymosphaeriaceae
Exons: 2
Coding region: 1-609 (202 amino acids)
Source: RefSeq, a predicted model, not a curated record
AUGCUUUUCUCUCCCAUAAUACCGUACCUUGACGCAAACGGCGAAGACGUUGCCUCGCAGCCAGAUGAAUGUCAGCCACCUUUUCACCCAUCACAAUUCCCGCUCGCGCCAGACCACUACCUCAUAACGCUGAUCCAAUACAACACCCUCCGCGGCAUUAUGACCAACCUCCUCCUCGUCCAAGUCACACUCGAUCCCGCGUGCCAAAACGCGGUGCGCAUCCCUUUGCUCCACCAGCCGCCCAAAACCCCACCGUCUACGUUUCAGCAAACCCCACUGCAGAAGAGCGUAAAGCACGAAGACUGGAUCGACAGUAUACCGUGUCCCAGGCUUAGAGAUAACCUCAUCAUCGCCACCGGAAGCUUCAAUGACGAUGCCCUCUGCGAUGACAUCUGCGGCGGUCUGUAUGAUGGCUUCGAUCAUGUCGAGUCGCGUGGCUUGCUAGUUUGGGGCGACCCCUGGCUGAUAUCCAGCUGGGAGAUUAGCCCGGGGUUCCUGAGCAGGUGGGGCUUUUUGCUGAGGGGUUGUGUGGAGAUGCUGAGGGCGACGAAUAGGUGGAGGGAGAGUAGAGGAGAAGAGUCGCUGGUAAUAGAGGCUGUAUCAACUUAA